Psammomys obesus (fat sand rat) is the source of this 2080-nucleotide messenger RNA. RefSeq names its product heat shock protein family B (small) member 6 (gene Hspb6). The record is from RefSeq and is a predicted model, not a curated record. The coding region runs from base 821 to 1309 and encodes 162 amino acids. Gene Ontology annotation, biological process: protein refolding; response to heat. NCBI's taxonomy places the organism in Eukaryota, Metazoa, Chordata, Mammalia, Rodentia, Muridae. The transcript is spliced from 3 exons. Gene Ontology annotation, molecular function: structural constituent of eye lens; protein folding chaperone.
UCAGUCCUCUCUAACCGCCAGAAUAGCUGCUGAGGGCCCCGCUCCAAGCCCGACCACGGGGGUUACGGGGCUGCCCGCGGGCGUCUGCGUCCACGCCGACUGCCAUUCCUCUAGCAGUUGAGCCGGCAAACCCAUCCUGAUGGUCCCCUUAACCCCUUUCCUCUUGCUGCUGAGCAGCUGAUAGCACUCCUUGCCAGGCCCGGGCUCCUGGCCCAGGUAGUGGGAUCAAAACGAGCUAUUUCGGGCCCCGGCGCGCAGUCCCCGCGGGCCAACGUGGAGUGUUCCGGCCCACGCCCCCUGGCCGCCGAGCACCCGAGGCUGAGUCAGAGGCACGGAAUUAGGCCCGACCUACCCUGGGGCAGGGUCUGGUCUGUGUCCUCCUGACAGCCUGGCGUGGGGGCGGCAUUCUCCAGGCAUCUUUUACCAAGACUGGUGCGUCAUCCUCAGAGCUGCCAGCCGGGCCGAGAUGGAUUAAGAGGACUGGACACUCUUUGGUGGACUUCUCGGGGCCCAGGGUCCCAACUGCCACAGCGAUUCGCCACGCCUCUACGGGUCUGCCUCCCAAACCUUAGUGUCCCCUGCUGGAAAAGGAAAAGGGCCUGAUGACAGUUCCCCGGUGUCCUUUCCCAGGCAUCCAACGGGCGUUCAAUGACCGGCCAAGUCAUUAUUGAAGUUUCUAAAUAAGGCUUACUAAUGGCCGAGCCUGGCCUCCAUCCCAGUGUCCCUGAGAGGCCCGCGGGGGCGGCCCCGGGCGCAGUAUAAAUCGGAGACUGCGUGCGCUUGGGCACUGCGGGACCCAGGGUAGCAGCGGAGGAGCAGGAUGGAGAUCCCGGUGCCCGUGCACCCUGCCUGGCUGCGCCGCGCUUCGGCGCCUUUACCGGGUUUUUCCACUCCGGGACGUCUCUUUGACCAGCGUUUCGGCGAGGGGCUGCUUGAGGCGGAGUUGGCGUCACUGUGCCCCGCUGCGAUCGCCCCCUACUAUCUGCGUGCCCCCAGUGUGGCGCUGCCCACAGCCCAGGUGCCCACGGACCCUGGGCAUUUCUCCGUGCUGCUGGACGUCAAACACUUCUCGCCGGAGGAAAUCUCCGUCAAGGUGGUCGGCGACCAUGUGGAGGUCCACGCGAGGCACGAGGAACGCCCGGAUGAACAUGGAUUCAUUGCUCGAGAGUUCCACCGCCGCUACCGCCUGCCUCCCGCCGUGGACCCUGCUGCGGUGACCUCCGCACUGUCUCCCGAGGGCGUCCUGUCCAUCCAGGCCGCACCAGCCUCGGCCCAGGCCCCGCUUCCGGCACCGACUGCUGCCAAGUAGGGGUCCGGGCGUUACAGGCCGAACCUGGGAAGCCUCUUUAGGCUACCUUUUAAAAGCCGAUCUGACUCCGUCGCCCAGCCAGAUGUCCCGAUCGCUGUCAAGACAGUCCUCCCAACCCAGUCUAGAUGUCCUCCCCUGGGACCUCUCCACCCAAAACCCUACUGCGCCUUAGAAACCCGGACACCGCUUAGCCCCGCCCACAGCCCUCAGGCCCCGCCCAUGACUCCUGUGUGGCGAUGGCACAACCCUACUGUCACCCUCAGUAGGGUGUACUCAGGCUUCCUGCUGUACUUCUAACUUUAGAACACCCCAGUGUGUCACCAGAGCAGCGUGGUAAGCGCUCCGAGUCCAGGCCUGUCACCUAGUUCACCGCAGUGACUAUUGGGCUAGCCAGUCUGGGGGCCAGCAGUGGCAUUCCACAUCAGAACACCAUCGCCUGGUCUACCGGAUUCCAGAUCCUGUUCUAUAUAUAACCUGACACUCCUCUGCCCCGGGCACCUAAAUUCUUGAAUCCUGUUCUGACUUCCAAUCCUUGGGAUACCUAUUCCUGACCAACCAUGACCCCCAAACUCAAAUUGUACAGACACCCCAACUUCCCGGACGUGCUAGGCGAUGCCCCAGAGCCCCUGAGCUCCUUUAUCCCGGCUCCCCAUUGGCAGCCAGCUCUCCCUACAGCCACCUCCACAUCUCAGUCACAUCUUCAUUCCCAACACUGUCCCUGUCACCUCAGGCCUUCCUACCACCAGUCCCCAAUAAAUGCGCUAGAGAUUU